Oncorhynchus nerka (sockeye salmon) is the source of this 2373-nucleotide messenger RNA. RefSeq names its product G protein-coupled receptor 45 (gene gpr45). Gene Ontology annotation, molecular function: G protein-coupled receptor activity. The coding region runs from base 364 to 1554 and encodes 396 amino acids. NCBI's taxonomy places the organism in Eukaryota, Metazoa, Chordata, Actinopteri, Salmoniformes, Salmonidae. The record is from RefSeq and is a predicted model, not a curated record. Gene Ontology annotation, cellular component: membrane. The transcript is spliced from 2 exons. Gene Ontology annotation, biological process: G protein-coupled receptor signaling pathway.
UUUAAACCAGCGGACCCGUCCGCGCCUUGCGCGUCAGCAGGCGACUGCACAGCACAUGUCUUGAUUCCCGAUUGAGAAAAGCAAAGUGGUUUGGUUUGGGUGGAUCCUGGAUGGAAGGAGGCGAUGGAAUGUGUGUUUGCCGUGGACAGUGCGUUUUCCUAUACGUCUUGUAAUGAUAACAGGACAAGCCACCCGAGACUCAACAUCAACGGCAUUGUGAGUCGCAGUGAUCAAAGACCUGGCCAUGAAUGAGGAGACCAGGACGUGUGACUGACCAAGGAAGCUUUGACAACACAACUUUAGACUAAAGAAAAAUGAUGUGUAUCCAGGGUGGAACUGACUGUUAGCCUGAUAACCAUCGCUAUGGCGUUUUGCAACGGCAGCCUGCUGGCUAGGUGUGCCCCCCUGAUGGAGCUGGAAGAAGAGGAAGGGGUGGUGAUUUCACCACCGCCGCCUCCGCCGCCAGGGGUUGGGACUACUAGUCCCCUCAUGCCUGUCACCCUGCGUGUGACGCUGGCCGCUAUCAUGAUCUUCAUGAUCGCCAUCGGUUUCCUAGGCAACGCCAUCGUGUGUCUGAUCGUCUACCAGAAGCCCGCCAUGCGUUCUGCCAUCAACCUGCUCCUCGCUACGCUGGCAUUCUCUGACAUCAUGCUCUCGCUGCUCUGCAUGCCCUUCACCGCCGUCACCGUGGCUACCGCCGACUGGCGCUUCGGGGGCGGGUUCUGCCGUGCUUCCGUCAUGCUCUAUUGGCUCUUUGUCCUGGAGGGUGUGUCCAUCCUCCUCAUCAUCAGCGUAGACCGUUUCCUCAUUAUCGUUCAGCGGCAGGACAAGCUGACGCCACACCGUGCCAAGCUGCUCAUCGGCGCUUCCUGGGCGCUGUCUCUCUGCGUGGCGCUCCCGUCCGUGAUCGGCUGGCGGGCGGGCGCGGCGGGUGUGACGGGCAUUGGGGGGGCCUGGGCACCACAGUGCGUGCUGGGCUACAGUGAGUCGCUGGCUGACCGCUGCUACACGGUGCUGCUGGCAGUGGCUGUAUUCUUUGUGCCGUUUGGCAUCAUGCUCUACUCCUACCUGUGCAUCCUUAACACGGUCCGACGCAACGCCCUGCGCAUCCACAACCACACCUCCGACCAGGCCAGCCUCCCGGUCCUCAACCAGGUCAGCAAGCUGGGCCUGACUGGCCUGCAACGUCCCCCGCAGGUCAAUGUGGACAUGAGCUUCAAGACACGGGCCUUCACCACCAUCCUCAUCCUCUUCAUCGGCUUCUCUGUGUGCUGGCUUCCCCACACAGUGGUCAGUUUGCUGGCCGUGUUCAGCCGGAGGUUCUACUUCAGCCCUGCCUUCUAUCCGGUCAGUGUGGGGGCUCUGUGGCUCAGCUAUCUGAAGACCGUGUUUAACCCAGUCAUCUACUGCUGGAGGAUCAGGAAGUUCCGGGAGGCGUGUCUGGAGUUCAUGCCCAAGAGCUGCAGGCUGUGUCCCAGGGUGCCGGGCCGGAGCCACAGGAGGGUGAGACCCAGUAACAUCUACGUGUGCAGUGAGACCCAGUCGGCUGUGUGACAGUAACAUCUACGUGUGCAGUGAGACCCAGUCGGCUGUGUGACAGUAACAUCUACGUGUGCAGUGAGACCCAGUCGGCUGUGUGACAGUAACAUCUACGUGUGCAGUGAGACCCAGUCGGCUGUGUGACAGUAACAUCUACGUGUGCAGUGAGACCCAGUCGGCUGUGUGGAACUAACGGUCACUCUGAGGACACGCCAUGGUAACCGUGGAAAGCAGUGGUCACCAACUCUGGUCUUGAAGCUACAGGACGCUCCACUGGUGUAAAGGACAUGCUAUACUCUAUACGAUUUGUUAAGACAUCAACAUUUCAACAGUAUAGACGGCUUGCUGCUGAAACAUUGCUGUCUUUUAACAAAUUAUUUGCAUUGGCGCAAUAGUGGCGAGGACAGUACAUUCUUGUGUUUUGUCUAAAGUGCUGUGGACACUGGACAGCCAUGAACAGAGCCACACAAAAGUCUUUGUGUGACUGUCUUUAUUUCCCUUCUCCUAAAAAAAAGACCUGAAGAGAAAUGAUGUACAACUGGGAACAGUGUUUUCUAAUUAACCGUUUCCAUGGUGUUUGUAUAAUUGGCUGAGUACUGUUGGUGAUCGUUUACCCAGAUGGUUGUUGUAUAUGUCUAAUUAUACUGUAUGUAAAUGAAAACGUUGGAUAAAAUUGUAAAGAAAUGUUGAUCAGUAUAAAAGUGUUUCUGUGAAUGAAUAAUUGAUUAACAAUCUAAUGAACAGGUGUGUUGACGUCAUCAACUAUGCAUAUGUAGCCUAUAGACUGAGUAGAAAUUAAAGAUAACAAAUCAUGUUAAACACAGUUAUAACCGU